Messenger RNA from Trichoderma virens Gv29-8, 489 nucleotides. RefSeq lists its product as uncharacterized. Bases 1 to 489 code for a protein of 162 amino acids. The transcript is spliced from 4 exons. Lineage: Eukaryota; Fungi; Ascomycota; Sordariomycetes; Hypocreales; Hypocreaceae. The record is from RefSeq and is a predicted model, not a curated record.
AUGUUGCAUUUACAGAUAGAAGCGUGGAGUUUUACUGACCCGCCCGAAACAACUGUUGCGUGCGAAACUAUGAUUAAGCCAGCUCUUGAAGGCCUCGAGGUCAGAAGAAACGCCGAAAAACACCAGGGAGCUCGGUCUACCCUGUGGCCCCCAAACAACAUGGGAUUCAUCCAUGCCUCGCUGGCAGAAGGACUCGAGAUUCGUGGUGUGCUAUCUGGUCGGCAGUGGGAGUUAUACCCACACAUGGCUGGGCACUCCCAGAAUAUACCCAGUCAAAAAUAUUCGAACCAUUAUAUCUAUGAGACGGACAUGGCCGAUGAUACUGCGGCGCAAGCGGCUAAAAUAUCUUGGAUGGAAGAACGUGGACAGUUUGUUGUCCUUGCUGUUCAAUGUCGGAUUACUCGAAGACAAAACAUGCGUCCCAAUCAUCACCGGAACGGAAGCCGAGCACAGUGGAUUAGCGGUGCCAUCGACUUGGAAAGGGCAUAA